Alnus glutinosa is the source of this 2414-nucleotide messenger RNA. RefSeq lists its product as uncharacterized. The transcript has 9 exons. Bases 195 to 2291 code for a protein of 698 amino acids. The record is from RefSeq and is a predicted model, not a curated record. Lineage: Eukaryota; Viridiplantae; Streptophyta; Magnoliopsida; Fagales; Betulaceae.
GCUCUCCCUAGCUCUCUCACCUCCCGUUCCGGCCGGCCAGUACUGUCCGGUACCGGCCCUCUCUCUCUCUCUCUCUCUCUCUCUCUCUAGCUCUCUCUCUCUCUCAGCUCUCGCCACUGUCCCCCGCCACUGCACAGCCCUCGCGUCCGUUCAAGGUACACGUACAAGCUUGCACUACAAAAAUCACUGUAUUGAUGGACCAGGGACGCCAUCCUUAUGCAUAUCGGGCACCUCGCCCACCCGUGCCCCCCAUGACCACGCCCACUGAUUCGACGCCAGUAUAUACUGCGGCGUGGCCACCCCACCCAGACGGGGCUUAUAGACCAUUGUUGCCGGGUAUGGUGGCCGUGCCCACGUCAGAUCACGGGCAGACCAGCACAGCUGGAGUUGGCAGCUCUCCAUUGUCGGAGCCGCCGACAUUAUCUCAGUUAGGGUUCACCCAACCGGGUAACGCCUAUCGAUGGUGGGUGCAAGAGGGGGUGGGGUCACAGGGUUAUGCGCCGUACUUUCCGUAUACGUAUAGUCGACCUAUGACGUGUAACCCUGAUAGUGAGACGCAGGAUUGUAGAUUUCCACUGUCACAGACCGGGGAGAUGCAGAUGCCGGCUGUGGGGUUGGGACAGAUACCGGCACAGGCGGCGAUGCAGGGCCAGAUUUUGGGGCCGAGACAGAUGCCAGCAUCGGGGGCGAGUCAGGGCCCGGGGCAAGUAGAGAGGCAGAUGCCGUUACCUGGUGAGAGCCAGAUGCCGCUUUCCGGUGAGAGUCAGAUGCCGCUUUCCGGUGAGAGUCAGAUGCCAGAUGUGGGGGGGAGCCAGACUACCCAUGAGGAGGACGUUGCGAUGUUGGGUACCGAUCAGUUGGCCCCCGGUAGCCCCCAGGGUAUGGAUUCAGAUGAUGAUCAGCAUCCUCCACCAGCCGGAGAGGUUGGCGAGGAGGUUGCAGGCGACCCAGCGACGCAGCACAUAGGGACUGGGCAGAUUCGGUUGAUGGGGUACAACCCAGACGGGACCAUUUAUUAUGAGGUGAUUGACGACCCAGCGAGAAACUGGGUGCUCCCGAGGGGGAAGAAGGUUGUAUUGCAGUACAAUGCUGCUAUACAACCUGUAGGACGAGCCUGCAAUCGUUUUCGGCGGGAAGUGGGCAAGAUGAUCAGGAGUGGGUCCUACAUACACAUGCGGGACGAAUGGGCGAGGGUAAAUAGGCAGAUUAAGCAGGCAAUGUGGAACGCACUGAUGGAGGAGUUCUAUCUACCUGUAUCAGUUGACAUGCGCAGGGCACAACAGGAGGCGUGGAAUGAUAUUGGACGUAAGCACCGCUCGUGGAAGUCGAGGUUCAAAACCCAACUAGGAAUUGGAGACGGUGACACGCCCGAGAGUAUCCGUGCGAGAAUGCCGGAGAAAUUUUUUGAGCAGUAUGAUGCAGAAGAUGUAGAAUUCCUGCUGAGAGAUUGGUGCAGAGAGCAUAAAAUCGCAACCUCUGAACGGAUGAAGAGGUUGCGGGAGCGGAAUGACCUACCCCAUUGUGCGGGAUCUAAAAGUUAUGCCAGAUUUAAUCACGAGGAGGCAUGUACAUCUGGCACGCCCCCCACUCGCGCCGCGUCGUUCGUGAAGACCCACACAAAGAAGGACGGCACUUUCCUGAACGACCGUACACGGGUCUUAUGCGAGAGGAUGACGCAGAGUUUAGCCAGUGAUCCAGCCGCCACGCAAAGCGUCUCCGCAGACACGGUGCGUUGGGCACCGAACGACGCUUACGAACAGGCGAUUGGGAGGCCUGAGUAUGCAGGGAGGGUUCGGCAGGUUGGCCCGAACGUCACACCUGUUCGAGGGACAUGUUUUUCAUAUAGGCCUCGGUCACAGGGGGGACCAUCUCAGGGGACGUCUCGGGAUUGGGCCGAACAGUCUCGGAAGAUGGAAGAGAUGCAAGCGGAGCUACAUGCUGAGCGAGCGAGGAAUGACCGUUUGGAGCAGCGCGUGCAACAGUUCGACGGCAUAGAGCAGCGCUUGCGAGAGAUGGAGGUCUUCAUGUCCUCCAUGGCAGUACCAGCACCAUGUGUUGGUAAUCAGUCUUCUCCUGCACACGUAGGUAGUACGUCGUCCGUUGGUAGUGCAUCUGCAGGUAAUUCGACAACGGUUGGUACGUUGUCGCCUGUUGGACGACAGCUGAGCCAGCACUCCACUGUCGCUACACCUUCGCCCGCUACACCAUUCAUUGCGCAGCAAUCGCCGGUGGGCGAGAACACGCCUGGGACGGUACCUCGUGAUUCGCAGAGACGCCUUUCAGAUUUGUAGAUAUUUUGUGUAAUUAUUUUUUGUUCGUAAAUAUUUGCUUGUUAACGAAUAUGUUAUUAAUUAUUUGUUUGUGUAGUAUGAUUUCGUGUUGGUUUUGGGUAAAAUAAAUGCUGCGUUAUUUGU